AUGGAUGAUCGAUCAUGGAUGUAUCGUCGUCUUAUGGAUGGUCGCCUUCGUCCUGAAUACAUUACCGGUGUUAGAAGAUUUAUCAAUUUUGCAUUUUCAAUUGAUAAAAAUAUAUCUGGGGGAAAAAUUAGAUGUCCUUGUGUGAGGUGCAAAAAUCAAAAGUUUUUAAAGGAAGAUGAUGUUUGUAAACAUCUAUUGACAAAAGGUUUUAUACCUUGUUAUGAAAAUUGGACAGUACAUGGGGAGCCUUAUGUUACGGAACCAAUAUUGGCUGGACCUUCAUCAAUUGGAAUGAGUCAUGUUAUGAAUGAUGUUUGUCUAGAGAAUCCAUAUAGAAAUCUAGUUAUAGAUGCAAUGGGGGUUGGUGAUGCAUUCUAUAAUGAUAACGUGUCUAGUCCUAUGGUAGCAGGGGAAAUUCCAAAUCCGGAGGCAACUAAAUUUUUUAAUCUUUUGAAAGUUGCGGAGGAGCCGUUGUGGGAUGGGUGUACCAAGCAAUCCAAAUUAUCUGCUUGUGUACAAUUGCUUAAUAUGAAGUCAACAUUUAAUUUGACUCAGAAUGCCUUCAACAAUUUUAUUGAUUUUACAAAAAGUUGCAUGCCUAAUGAUGAAAAUUUGGUAUCAAAUUUUUAUGAUGCCAAGAAAUUUAUGCGACCACUUGGACUUGGGUAUGAGAAAUUUGAUGUGUGUCCUAAUUAUUGUAUGUUGUACUAUGGGGCUGAUGCAAUGAAAACAAAUUGUGAUUUUUGUGGAAGUUCACGAUACAAACCUAGAAAUCCAACCAGUAAAGGUUCCAAUAAGGCAGAGAAGCAACUUCGAUACUUUCCCUUAACACCAAGGCUUCAAAGACUGUUCAUGUCUCCAUAUCACGCCAAAGAUAUGACAUGGCAUCAUUAUCACAAGUCAGAUAAUGGGGUUAUGGUGCACCCAUCUGAUGGGGAGGCAUGGAAGGAGUUUAAUCGUGUUCACUUCAGCUUUGCAUCAGAUCCGAGAAAUAUUCGAUUAGGGUUGUGCAUUGAUGGGUUUUGUCCAUUUGACAUGUCUUCAAAUACAUACUCUUGUUGGCCAGUAAUUGUGACUGUUUAUAAUUUGCCUCCGUGGAAGUGCAUGACUAGACCAUUCAUGUUUUUGACAAUGCUGAUUCCUGGGCCAAAGAAUCCGGGUAAAAAGCUUGAUGUUUUUCUAAGACCUUUGAUUGAUGAGUUAAAGAAUUUAUGGUCUGUUGGUGUUGAAACAUAUGAUGUCUACAGAAAAGAAAAUUUUCAAUUAAGGGCAGCUUUGAUGUGGACCAUUAGUGACUUUCCAGCAUAUGGCAUGUUAUCGGGGUGGAGUACUCAUGGAAAUCUGUCUUGUCCUUAUUGUAUGGAGCAUAGCAAGGCUUUUAGAUUAAAAAAUGGACGGAAAACUACAUUUUUUGAUUGUCAUCGACGAUUCCUACCCAUGAACCACCCAUAUAGACAUCAAUCAGAUAAGUUUUUGAAAGGAGUAAUUGAAAGGCUCCCUCCUAUACCUCGUCCAUCUGGUUUGGAAAUGUUAAAUGAAGUGUCCAAGUAUACUGAGGGAUAUAUUGGAGGUUCAUCAUAUAAUGUUAAAAUUCCAGGAUUUGGUGUUAAACACAAUUGGGUGAAGAAGAGUAUUUUCUGGGAGCUUCCAUAUUGGCAUAUAAAUUUGAUUCGUCAUAAUCUUGAUGUCAUGCAUAUUGAGAAAAAUGUCUUUGACAAUAUUUUUUAUACAGUAAUGGAUUGUCCUUAUAGAAGCAAGGACAAUUUAAAGGCUAGGUUGGAUAUUCAAUUGUAUUGUCAUAAGCCAAAUUUACAUUUGCAACAAGAUAUGAGUGGUCGGGUUUACAAACCUAAAAGCACUUAUUGUCUACACAAGAAACAACAACAAGAAGUGUUGUCAUGGAUGAAGGAGUUAUCAUUUCCUGAUGGUUAUGCUUCAAGCAUUUCACGAUGUGUGAAAGAGGCACAAUGUAAGGUUUCGGGGAUGAAGAGCCAUGAUUGUCAUGUCUUCAUUCAAAUACUUAGGGAACGAGGAAUUAGAGUGCAUCCUUCGAAUGGUUUGGUUGAAAUCAAGCAUACAUCUCGACUACAAGGAAAUGAAGAUUUUGUGCUAGCACAACAAUGUCAACAAGUCUACUAUACAUAUCCACCUGGUAAUAAAUCAUCUGAAUGGUGGACGGUUAUUAAGACAAUUGCUAGAAGUCGUUAUAAUGUUGACAUGGGUGAAUUUAUUAAAGAUGCCAACAAUGUAACAUCAUUUGAUGUUGAUCAAUCAGAUGAGAUUUCUCAACCAUGUUAUGUCCUUCCUACUCAAACACUUGAUGAUCCAAAUAUACUUGUUGAAUCAUCUUAUUAUGAAGAAAUCGGGCAACAUGAAUUGCUUCAACUUGACAUAAAUUGGGGAAACAAAGAUGAUGAAGAAGAAGAUGAUGAUGGUGACGGUGAUGGUGACGAUGAUGGUGAUGGUGAUGAUGAUGGUGAUGGUGAUGGUGACGGUGACGAUGACGGUGAAGAAGAACAUGAUGAUGAUGAGGAUGAGGAUGAUUGUUAUGGUGGUGAUGGCUAG
This is a messenger RNA of Populus euphratica (Euphrates poplar), 2565 nucleotides long. RefSeq lists its product as uncharacterized. The record is from RefSeq and is a predicted model, not a curated record. Bases 1 to 2565 code for a protein of 854 amino acids. The transcript is spliced from 2 exons. NCBI's taxonomy places the organism in Eukaryota, Viridiplantae, Streptophyta, Magnoliopsida, Malpighiales, Salicaceae.